AUGGGGAACAGUGUGAAGAGAUCACCAUGGAUGGUGAUCAUUGCCUUAGUCUUCUCUAUUGGAGGCUUCGUGCUUGCUAUGGUGUCCAUGUUUGCUGGUUCGCAUCCCGGGAGAAUGGAGGAAUAUCACGUUAUCGCUAUCAACAUGUCAAAUUUUGGUCAUGACCUUGUACCAACAGCAACAAGCGGUGGAUCCAACCCGACGUCUACCAGCGAGGGCGGUAUUGGUGCCAUUUUUAGCAGCGUGGUUGCGUCCGCGGAGUCUGCAAUUGGCGACGCGCUGGACGAUAUCGCCGACGAGCUAUCCACAGAGUUGGGCAUCUCGCAGUGGUAUUCGCUUCACAUCAUGAAUGCUUGCGAGGGCACUUACGCCCCGAACGCGACGAGCCCUGGCGCAUGGUACAAUGUCACCAACUGCACUGCGCAGGAGGCUGGAUACCAAUUCAACCUGACCGAGGUGCUCGACCACGAACUGCAAGUCGGACCCUUGAAACUCAACCUGAACCAGCUAGGGUUCCCCGAAGACAUCCAAGAUUUCAUCGAUUACUUGAAUAGUUUCUUGCUCGCCAUCUUCGUCUUCUACGUGCUAGGCAGUGCAUUAGCUGGCUUGUCGUUCCUCCUUUGCAUCGUGGAGCUUACGUUGCGAAAUCAGAGCACCCUGAUUCGUAUUAGCGGCAUAAUCACAGCCGGGUUGUCAGCGUUGACCCUCGGCGUAGGCAGUGCCAUAACGACGGCCGUGGCGAAGAAGGGCGAGUCGGAAAUCAACGAGAAGGGCGAUGAUGUCGGCAUCUCUGCCAAUGCUGGCGGAAAGUUCAUGAUCAUCUCGUGGGUCUCGUUCGGGGCCAUGUUUGUUGCUUUCAUCGUUUGGCUAUUAUCUUUCUGCAUGGGCCGCAAGAAAACGCGAGGAGCAAGUCACUCGAGUGGACUUGAAAAGGGAGAAACCCGCCAACGAUCAAGCCGGAACCGCUUUUCUGGCUGGCGCCGCACGAGGCGUUCGCAUAAAGCAGGUUCAUUUUGA
Molecule: messenger RNA, 1017 nt
Organism: Pseudomassariella vexata
Lineage: Eukaryota; Fungi; Ascomycota; Sordariomycetes; Amphisphaeriales; Pseudomassariaceae
Product: actin cortical patch SUR7/pH-response regulator pali
Exons: 3
Coding region: 1-1017 (338 amino acids)
Biological process (GO): fungal-type cell wall organization
Cellular component (GO): cell cortex of cell tip; plasma membrane
Source: RefSeq, a predicted model, not a curated record